CUAACGUGUACACACUGUUUUCUAUACGCAUCAAGGCGGCCGGUUUUUACGUGUUCACUACACGUUAAGAAAUGUAUUCCUUACUGAAUAGGUGCAGUGCGCUGCUAACCAUCACGCUAACAAUGCUUUCUGUAUUGAUGUUCCUCUGCUUCCUGUCAACCGUAAAUGUUCGACCAUCAGCUUCAAUUGAAAUCAACGUUGAUCGUGCAAUGGUCGACAAAGCUGAUGAUUAUACACUCAAUAAAGGCUAUCACAAUGAUUUAGGUUUGGUUACCAUUGACUUAUCAUCUUCUCUAGAUCAUCUUUUCAACUGGAAUGUUAAACAAUUAUUCAUCUACCUCACUGCAGAAUACAAGACGUCAGACAACAAGUUGAAUCAAGUAGUCUUGUGGGAUAAAAUCAUCAAACGUGGAUCAAAGGCAGAAUUAGUGUAUAAGAAAAUGACUUCAAAGUACUACUUCUGGGACGAUGGUCACGGAUUAGUCGGGAAUGACAAUGUUACGUUAACACUUUCCUGGAAUACAGUCCCCAAUAUUGGCUGGCUCACUUUCGAUGUUGGUAAUGGACACCAUUCAUUUUCUUUCCCUAGUCAGUAUGUAAAUCUGAAAUAGUGAGGUAAUAAGAUCUGACAGAAACAAUAACUGUAACAUAAAUGAGUCUCGCCCUCUCUGGUUGGCAAAACUUUUACUGUCUUUUCUUUGUUAAUGUAUAUUUAAACUUACUUUUCUACUUUAUUUUUAUUAUUUGUAAGUGAUAUAUACUCUUUUCACAAGUAUUUAUUAUGUAUUAUCUGGGUUGGAAUAACCUUCAAAAUGAACACUGCUGAUGUCGGUUUUUUUGGUUAAUCCCAGUGAUACUGUUGUCUUUGUUGAAGUGAUAUCUCUUCACACUUGUUUGCUUUUUUUUCCUUAAAUAAUAUUGUGUUAAAUAGGUUAAUUCUUAAAAUUUAAUUAACUUACUAAUGUUAUAUUCAGUGAAAUGUUUUACCAAAAAAAAGAUUCCCUAUAAUGAAGAAACUUGAACAAAGCAAGAACUUUAUGAAUGCCUUAGUAUACCACUUCUCGCCAGUUGUAUAUAUAAUGGAAUAAUUUUACCAAAAUUUGAUGGAGAAGGUUUUGCAUACCAGUUGAUUUAAAGACAAACAGGCGCUAAUGUUGCCGGA
Molecule: messenger RNA, 1162 nt
Organism: Trichobilharzia szidati
Lineage: Eukaryota; Metazoa; Platyhelminthes; Trematoda; Strigeidida; Schistosomatidae
Source: the annotation of a GenBank genome assembly